Molecule: messenger RNA, 3204 nt
Organism: Cyclopterus lumpus (lumpfish)
Lineage: Eukaryota; Metazoa; Chordata; Actinopteri; Perciformes; Cyclopteridae
Gene: plcxd2
Product: phosphatidylinositol-specific phospholipase C, X domain containing 2
Exons: 10
Coding region: 439-1506 (355 amino acids)
Biological process (GO): lipid metabolic process
Molecular function (GO): phosphoric diester hydrolase activity
Source: RefSeq, a predicted model, not a curated record
CAAUAGAGAGCGGCGAAGACACAGUUUAUAAAUGGCUAUUUAUAUUAGCCUUUGUUUCUAUGUAGGCCAGUAUGGCCUAAUAAUUAGGCUAGACUAAGCCUAAGUGACAUGUCGAACCGGACCAUUACAACUAACGAAUCCAUGGGGAUCAUGGGUUGCUGAUUCUAGACAAUUCGACUAUUGAGACAACUUUCCUGUCUGUCUCCUCUCUGUCUGUCGGCCCUACGUGCGUGUGUUUGCGUGUGUCCACACACACGCACCCUCACACGCAUACACGCACACGCACGCGCGAGGCAGGUAAAGCCAAGAAGCAGGAGAAGGGGAUAACAAGGAGAAUGUUGCUCUAAGAGGAUUAUCACGAUCGGUCUUGUCAACGGAUGCCUGGUUUACCGGUUGGAGAACAGCGCACCGGAAUAACCUACCGAGUAUGACCGGGCGAUGAAACGGGUCAUACUCGCUCUGGUUGUUUCUGAUAUGAAAACCCGACCUGCGGGGAUCGGCAAUACCAAUGCCGACUGGAUGGGUUCGCUCCCCUCCAAGCUCAGUGCCAUGCCCCUCAAACACCUCGCCGUGCCAGGGUCUCAUGAUUCGUUUACCUACUGGGUUGAUGUGCAUGCUCCUGUGGGCCCCGACCAGAAGGUGUAUGUGAAGUACCUCGCCACCAUGUUCAGCGUCUUAGCCAAGAAAGUCAUGGUGAAGUGGUCAAUGACCCAGAACCUGACAUUUAAAGAGCAGUUGGAGGCAGGAAUUCGCUACUUUGAUCUCCGGGUCUCCUCCAAACCAGGAGAGUCUGGAAAUGAGAUCUACUUCAUCCACGGCCUGUUUGGCCACAAGCUGAUGUCAGUAUGGGAUGGAGGUGGCCUUGAACAGGGAUCGAAGGUUGUGAGUUUAGUUGUGUGCGAUGGCUUGUUAGAAAUCAACACCUUCUUAAACCGGCACAGGAAAGAGGUAGUGUUUCUUGACUUCAACCACUACUAUGCAAUGGGAGCAGAGCAUCAUGUGUACCUUAUCAACAUGCUCAAGCAAGUGUUUGGCCGCAAGCUCUGCAACAACUGUGCAGUAGAGAGCAUCACUUUGGACUACCUCUGGCAAAACAAAUACCAGGUGAUUGUGUUCUACCAUCAUCCAUCGGCUCAGGGCAUUCCUGUCAUGUGGCCCGGAAACAAGAUCCCCGCUCCCUGGGCGAACACCACCCAACCCAACAAGCUCACACAGUUCCUGGAAACUACACUACGGGAAAGGGCCAAGCAGGGCUCCUUCCACGUGUCUCAGGCCAUCCUCACACCCAAGGCCAACACCGUGGCCAAAGGCCUGGUCUGGGGGCUACGCAGCUACCUGGUGGAAAGAAACCUGCCAACCAUCAUGUCCUGGGUUGAGGCUCAGAGGCCGGGGCAGGAGGGGGUCAACAUCAUCACCUCUGACUUUGUGGAGCUCACCGACUUCGCCAACAUAGUCAUCAAACUCAACAACCUGCUGUUGUCUGAACAGGACCGCAGGCCGAGAUGACACAUAUUAUUUGCACAACAGGACAAAUGUGUGUGGACCCCGCGGUGUGGCUGUUGGAUAUAUAGUUGUUCCAUAAUGCUCCAUUAUUUUCAAUAAUAAUGUGUGCUUUGUUUUUUUAUUUUUUAUUUUUUCAUCAGCUAGCAAAUAGAUGCUUCUUUUGCCGACAAGGCAUCGUUGCCUUGCUCACAGGUCGCCAUGCUCACAGGUCGCCAUGCAUAAAAAGACUCCCAGCUCCUUGUGACCUGGACAAUGAUCGAAAGACUCACUUAUAUGGUUUAACUUCUCAAAUAUUACAAUCCUUGUCCUUUUGUUUUUUUACAUGUUCUGAUCACAUUACAUAUUUCUUUUGUUUUUCGAAAUAUUGUUGUCAUAGGUAUUUAAGCCAUCGACUGCAUUGGAACACAUCAGGUAUUGGAAUGCGAACUGAUCUUGUUUACAUAACACAAAUAUAUUCAACAUUAUGUGAGAGGAUUGUAAAGGACAUAAUGGAAGUGGAUUAAUUUACAUUGCAAUCACUAUUGUUAACACCUAGCCAGUAUUCUGAAGUUGGGUUUAAAACUAUGCACUUGGUGUUGUUACAGUAGUCAAAAGUGUAGUAUUUUUUGUUUCUAUGUUAAGCAAUGCCACACGUUAUGAAAAAGUAGCUCACUGUGCCAACACUGUCUUGGUACAUAUCAUUUUGGGCUAUAAAGUUUAUGUAAACAGUGGCACUUUUAAGGAGGGCGGGGGGGUCGCAGUGGAACUUGUGCCACAAUACUCAUAAAAUGUGCAUCCAUACAGCUUUAGCUUAAAUGCUUUUUAUUAGUACGUUUUUAACUACAGAUGCUGGAAUGGAAACAAUUUCCUCAGACAGAAAAAGUAUGGAGGGGAAAUGCAUAGAAGAGCACUCCAGUAUACAACAUAUGACCACGUCCAGCAUGUGUGUCAAGUCUGCAUCGGCUCCAUAAGGCACACUCUACUCAUGUAGAAAUAGCAAGGGGAAAUGCCUCUGUGUUUUGUGUGUGUGCUCGGUGGACCCUGUGAUUAUGCAUGACAUGGAGAGUAUACUGCAGUGACAGUCGCCAUGCAUUCCUGUGGUCAGAGUAGGCAAGGAGAGGAGGAGGAGAGGCGGACUGCAGAAGAGGAGGCACAGGGAUUUACAAAGCCGAGGCAGUAAGACGCCAGAGAGCAAAGUAAGAAGAAAUGGAGGCUGCAGAAAGAGAUAUCUGAACAGCUGUUUUUCCCCCUUUCAGCAGCAGCAUCUAACAGAAAAGUAAAAUGUUUUCUUUUCAUAUCAAGUCUGCCCUUCUUUUUUUUCACUCCCUGACUCACUAGUGUGAAAUAGCCUGUUCUGUCCAGGCCACAUUGUUGACAUGGUUAGUGGUCACCAAGCGCUGCAAGUCUCGCUCACACACAAACACACACACACACACACACGCAUAGGCACUUUAAUUGUGGAGUAAUUACACAUACCAUGGCAGGCAAGUGGGAGAGCAGAGAGCAGCAGCUCUAACUGAUGGAGAGCAUUCCUUUUGUUGUUUGGAUUGGUCCUCUCUCUCCCUCUCUUACUCUUUCACUCCUCUGUAUCCCUGCUGGCUUCCCAGAUUUUAAAGGAGAGGACGACAACUCAAGCAUGAUCCCCCAAUAAAGUCCUGAAUUAAUCAUACUGCAUUUGUGUGUUUUGCCAACCAAGAGUCUGUUAUUCUAUGAAUAGUCUUU